This is a messenger RNA of Ostertagia ostertagi, 3339 nucleotides long. NCBI's taxonomy places the organism in Eukaryota, Metazoa, Nematoda, Chromadorea, Rhabditida, Trichostrongylidae. The record is from the annotation of a GenBank genome assembly.
AUGCUCGCGGCGCUGGACCUGUCGGGCCUGUCGCUGGCCGUCGGCUGCGCCGUGGCCGACACGCUGGACCCGGGGGGCGAACGCAUCCGCCUGAAGUGGCCCAACGACCUCUUCCUGGACGGCGCCAAGCUCGGCGGCAUCCUCAUCGAGACCACACCGCUGCCGCGCGAGCAGCGCGGCGUCGUCAUCGGCAUCGGCCUGAACCUGCAACCGCUGCCGGCCGACGUCGACCGCAGCGCCUUCGUCAGCGGCCAUGCGGCCCUGCACAGCCUGGACCCCGCGGCCACGGCCCACGCCACGCUGGACCGCCUCGCCCCUGCGCUGCGCGCGCUGCUGGCCGACUUCGAGACGCUGGGCUUCGGCCCCUGGCAGCUCGCCUUCUCGCGCCGCGACCUCACCGCCGGCCGGCGCGUGCGCGUGGGCGAGCAGUCGGGCGUGGCACGCGCCGCCCGUCGAGCCGCCGGUGGACACCGCCGCCGUCACGUUGACGGUGGCCGUCUGCCGGUAGACGUUGCCGAGGUUGUCGGUCGCGUCGGCCCGCACGGUGAAGGUGCCGCCCGCCGUCGGCACGACGGUCGCGGUGGUGAGGUUGGACGACGCGAAGCUGCUGACGAUGCCGCCACCGGCCACGACCACCCAGUUCGUCGAGACGAUGGUGCGGCCGCUGGGCAGGCCGACAGGGCUGGCCGUCAGCGUCAGCGUCUGGCCGGACACGAGGCCGCGGGCGGGCGACUCGGUCAGCGUCACGGCGCCGCCGCUCAUCUCCAGCGCCUUCGCGACGGCGGCAUUGGCGUCCACCAUGCCGGCGCCGCAGGUGGUCUUGGUGCAAUAGCACUCGUCCUGCACGACCGUGCUCGGCGCGCGGCACUGCGGCGGGUUGCCGUCGGCGGCACUGCCGCCGCCCGUCGUCGGGAAGGCCCGCGCGGUGUCCUUGAGGAUCUGGAUCGCCUCGGCCGCCGUGAGGCUCGGCCGCACCGAGGCCAUCAGGCCGACGAUGCCGCUGACGAUGGGCGCCGAGAAGCUGGUGCCGACCGACGACCGGCUGCCCGUGUAGGCCUCGUCCGCGGCCACCGGCGUGGUGGUGCCGCUGUUGGUCGUGCUGAUCAUCGGGUACAGGCAGGGCUGGCCGCUGAGCGUGUUGAUGCAGUUGCCGCCCGGCGCGGCGAUGGUCACGUCCGGGCCCAGGCUGGAGAAGCCGACCUUGGUGCCGACAUGGCGCAGCGCGGCCACCGUGACGACCUGACCGGCCGUAUCGAGCUCAAGGGCGUCAAGAACGGCCAGAUCGAUGCCGUGCAGGCGCGGCUGACGCGGCUGUCGCUGCCGCGUUCCGAGGCCGAUUCGGUCAGCGAGCUGAUGGACCCCGCCAAGGCGGGUGCCACCAGCAGCCCGCUGCCGUCGCUGGACAUCGAGGUCGACGACUUCGAGCUGCGCGGCAAGCGCAUGGGCCGGCUGGAAGUGCUGGCGCAGGCGCCUGCCGCCGCACGCGACUGGAAGCUGGAGAAGCUGCAGAUCGCCUCGCCCGACGCGACGCUGAGCGCCAGCGGCCGCUGGGGUGGCGACACGGCUGCCCGGCGCCGCACGCAGCUGGACUGGAAGCUCGACAUCGCCGACGCCGGCAAGCUGCUGGAGCGCCUGGGCCAGGGCCAGAAGGACAGCCCGGUGCUGCGCGGCGGCAAGGGCGUGCUGGCCGGCCAGGUGGGCUGGGACGGCUCGCCGCUGGCGCCGCACUACCCGAGCAUGGCCGGCGCGCUGAACGUGCAGCUCGACUCCGGCACCUUCCUGAAGGCCGAGCCCGGCGUCGGGCGGCUGCUGGGAGACGGCGCCCUUCGGCCUGAAGAACGAGCGCCUGCGCGCCUGGGUCGAGCAGGCGAUGACGUCGGACAAGGUCUCCGCCGUCGGCGCCGCGCGGCUGUCGGCCGCCUCGCUGUACGAAGCCACGCGGCUGAUCCGCCACGUGCGCGCCCGCCUCGCCACGCUGACGGCGCCCGCCAUCGUGCUGCACGCCAGCGAAGACGACGUGGCCGGCCCGCGCAGCGUGCGCGAGCUGCAGUGCCGCCUGGGCAGCGAGCCCGAGGUGCACUGGUUCCACGACAGCUAUCACAUGCUGACGCUCGACAACGAGCGCAUCGCCGUCACGCGCACCCGCGAACUCGGCGCCGAAUCCCUGACCGAGAAGGUCGACAUGCCCUUCGUCGAACUCGGCCUGGACUCGCUCGGCCUGGUGGACUUCAUGUUCACGGUGGAAGACCAGUUCCACAUCGGCAUCGAGCACGACCGCGCGCUGCAGAACCCGACGCUGGCCGGCCUGGCCCGCCUGGUGGACGAACUGCUCGCCGCCAAGACGCCGGCGCUCGUGGCCGCCUGAUGACCCAGGUCUGGAUCACCGGGCUGGGCGCCGUCAGCGCACUGGGCGCCGGUGCAGACACGCUGGCAGACGCGCUGCUGGCCGGCCGCUCCGGCAUCACCGCGCAGCCGGGCAGCGAGGCGCAUGCGCUCAAGCCCUUCGCCGCGGCCGUCGUCACCGAGCCGCUGGGCGCGGACAUGCCGCCCGCGCAGCGCAACCUGUACGACCGGCACAGCCUGAUGGCGAUGCAGGCGGCCGCCGAGGCCUGGGCGCAAGCCGGGCUGCCAGCCACGGCGCCCGAGCCCGACCGCGCGGCGGUGGCCUGGGGCACGGGCCUGGGCGGGUCGGUGUCGCUGGAGUCGUCCUACCAGCAGAUGUUCACGGCCACGCCGCCGCGCGUGCAUCCGUACACCGUCGUGCGCGUGAUGGCCAAUUCCGCCGGCUCGCACCUGGCCAUGCGCCACCAGCUGCGCGCGGCGCAGUUCGCGGUGUCCAACGCCUGCGCGUCGUCGGCCCAGGCCAUCGGCGAGGCGCUGUGGCUGCUGCGCACCGGACGCGCGGACGUCGCCCUCGUCGGCGGCUCCGAGGCCGAUGCUCAACACCGGCAGCGCCUUGGGCUGGCACUGGCCGAACAGGUCAGCGACCCGCGGGCCCGCGACGCCUUCCUCGGCCAGGCCAGCCUCGUCACCGGCGGCACCGGCAAGACGGCCGGCGGCACCAGCGGCGCGCCGCCCGGGUCCAAAGGUCUGGCCGGUUCCAAGGGCUCGACCAGCUCGGCGGGCGGCACCACCAUCGGCGGGCCACUGAACGACGCCGUGCUGGAAAAGGCCGUGCCCUUGCUGGCUCAGCAUGUCGGGCCGAUCGCCAAGGUGCUCGUCAAGCGCGCCGCGGCCGGCAUCGACAGCCGGGCGGUGUUCUUCAACCGGCUGGCGGAGUCGGUCAACGACCCGGCGGCGCGGGAGAAGUUGCUGAAGGAACUGGGGCGCCUGCCCUGA